This is a messenger RNA of Oncorhynchus masou masou (cherry salmon), 1995 nucleotides long. Its product is annotated as synembryn-A. Bases 1 to 1995 code for a protein of 664 amino acids. Lineage: Eukaryota; Metazoa; Chordata; Actinopteri; Salmoniformes; Salmonidae. Gene Ontology annotation, cellular component: cytoplasm; plasma membrane. The record is from RefSeq and is a predicted model, not a curated record. The transcript has 14 exons. Gene Ontology annotation, molecular function: G-protein alpha-subunit binding; guanyl-nucleotide exchange factor activity. Gene Ontology annotation, biological process: G protein-coupled receptor signaling pathway.
AUGGAUAUGGAUAUGGACUUGGAGAGGAUCAUUCAGUGCAUCAAACAAGGAGACCAGGACAGUGUCCAGAUACACCUGGACCACUACAACACUCAGUAUGCUGAAUGCUUCUUCUUCAAUAUUGAGGAGAGGGAAAGAAGAAAGUUCAGGAAGAACAAAAUGAGGGACUUUGUUCCCGACUCGGACUCUGAUUUCAACUCAGACUCAGAUGACGCUGAGGACCAGGAUCUCCUUCUCAGACGGAGGCUGGCUGCAGCCCUGGUCUGGUUUAUCCGUACCCAGCUCCAGCCGGGGGUUCUGAGAGUGACCCUGCGUACGCUACGUAUACUGUCCCGCGACCGGCAGGCUCUGGCGCCCCUGGUGACUGACACCGCCCUCCUCACCCUAGCCCACCUGGGCGGCAUAACCUCCCUGCCCAUCCCCGAAGGCCAGGAGGAAGACGAGGAGGAAGGUCAUUAUGCCGAGAGAGAAGAUUACGGCUAUGUCCUCGGUGACGUCAGUUCGGAUGCCUGUAAACAGAGCGACACAGAGGCCAGUGAUACAGAAACCUGCCAUGACAACCUGCGCUCUGUCUCCACGGAAACCUGCACUGCCGAGCACCACUGCUCUCCGGGUCAUGGAGCUCUGGUGCGCGGAAAGAAGGAUGCCCGGGAAGAGAUGGAUGAAGAGGAGGACAAAGGAGAUAAAGAGGAAGAUGACCAGGUGGGAAGGAGGGAGGCCCUGAAAGCCCUUUGUAAUAUAAUCUACAACAGUCAGAGGGCGCAAGAGAGGGUCAGCGCUCUGAGACUGCUCUCUGGUCUAUCUGACAAGCUGAAGCAGGGGAUCAGUGCCAAAGCUCUUCCCAGUGGUCAGUUUUAUGAACUACGGCUGCUCUUCCUGCUGACGGCUCUGAGACCAGAGCUCAGGGUGCAACUGCAGCAGGAGCGAGGGGUGUCCAUGCUGACUGCAGCUCUGGAGCAGUGUCUGUCUGCGCGGUGGGGGGAAGAGUACGAGGUGCUGAGUGACCACAGUGCACCCCCUGUCUCUAAGGAGGUGUCACAGCGAGCUGUGGAGAUCCUCAAGACCCUGUUCAACAUCACAUACAGCUUCCACAGACAGGAGCCAGACGAGGAGGAUGCAGCUCUCUAUCGCCGCCUGGCUGCAGUGCUACGUCACUGCCUGCUGCUGACCUGUGACGGAGAAGAACUCACUGAGGAGAUACAGGGGCACACAGUGAAUGUGCUCUCUGCCCUACCCCUACAAUGUCUGGACGUGCUGCUGUCUGUGCGUCUGACGGAGGGUUCACAGGAGUGGGAAGGGGUCAACAUGGACACUGUCCACACCCUACUCACCUUCAUGGAGAGACGCCUGGACAGGGGUCAGAAGUUGAAGGAGAAACUGACUCCAGUCCUGAAUCUGUUGACUGAGAGCUCCCGCGCGCACCGCGAGACACGCCACUACCUCAGACAACAGAUCCUCCCCCCUCUGAGGGACGUGGCCUUGAGGCCGGAGCAGGGGGCCACAGUGAGGGGACGUCUGGUGCGCCUGAUGACCCACAUGGACACGGACAUCAAGCACUGUGCUGCCGAGCUCCUCUUUGUGCUCUGCAAAGAGAACGUGAGUCGUUUUGUGAAGUACACAGGCUACGGUAACGCAGCAGGUUUGCUGGCAGCAAGGGGCUUGCUGAGUGGAGGUCAGGUGACCCACGCCCAGUACUCUAGCGACUCAGACUCUGACACAGAGGAAUACAGGGAAGCUAAGAGGCGCAUCAACCCAGUGACGGGGAGGGUGGAGGAGGAGCAGCCAGACCCCAUGGAGGGAAUGACGGAGCAGGAGAAAGAGCAGGAGGCACUAAGACUCAUCAGCCUGUUCAACAGGCUCUCACGGGACAAGAUCAUCCAACCCGUGGGAGUGAUGACAGGGGGGGGACUGGAGCCCCUGUGUGGUCAGAUGAGGGGGAGCACUGUGGAAGAGGUGGAAUCCGAGGGAGAGAGUGAGGAAGAGAGGGAAAAGUAG